Molecule: messenger RNA, 984 nt
Organism: Trifolium pratense (red clover)
Lineage: Eukaryota; Viridiplantae; Streptophyta; Magnoliopsida; Fabales; Fabaceae
Product: aquaporin TIP2-1-like
Exons: 3
Coding region: 101-847 (248 amino acids)
Biological process (GO): transmembrane transport; water transport
Cellular component (GO): membrane
Molecular function (GO): water channel activity
Source: RefSeq, a predicted model, not a curated record
UAGAUAAGUCUUCUUUGCUAUACUUUCCUCAUUUGAAACAUUUUCCAUAUCUUAUUCUCUCCACUAUCUUCAAAGGUUCCCCUAGAAACUUCUGAAGAAUAUGGCUGGCAUAGCAUUUGGAAGGUUUGAUGAUUCUUUUAGCUUUGGGUCAAUUAAGGCCUAUAUUGCUGAGUUCAUCUCAACUUUGCUCUUUGUUUUUGCUGGUGUUGGUUCAGCCAUAGCCUAUGGUAAGUUGACAUCAGAUGCAGCACUUGAUCCAGCUGGUUUACUAGCGGUUGCUGUUUGCCACGGUUUUGCAUUGUUUGUUGCUGUUUCAGUUGGUGCAAACAUUUCUGGUGGUCAUGUUAACCCUGCUGUCACUUUUGGAUUGGCUGUUGGUGGACAGAUCACCAUCAUCACUGGUAUCUUCUACUGGAUUGCUCAGCUUCUUGGUUCCAUAGUUGCAUGUUAUCUUCUUCAGUUUGUCACUGGAGGCUUGGAAACUCCAAUCCACAGUGUGGCAGCUGAAGUAGGACCAAUUGGAGGAGUUGUUACUGAAAUAAUCAUAACAUUUGGUUUGGUAUACACAGUUUAUGCCACAGCAGCUGACCCAAAGAAAGGUGCAAUAGGCACAAUUGCACCCAUUGCAAUUGGUUUCAUUGUUGGUGCAAACAUAUUGGCAGCAGGCCCAUUCUCUGGUGGAUCAAUGAACCCAGCAAGAUCUUUUGGGCCUGCAGUUGUUAGUGGUAAUUUCCAUGACAACUGGAUCUAUUGGGCUGGGCCUCUUAUUGGUGGUGGUUUGGCUGGGCUUGUCUAUGGCAAUUUGUUCAUCCACUCUGAACAUGCUCCUCUUUCUAGUGAUUUUUGAUUUUAUUUAAAUUAUUGGUAAUGUUUUAUGUUAUGUAUGAGAUGUUGUUAUGUGAUUCAUGUUUGUUUUUAGUUUGAUUGUAAAGGUGUAAGAGUAAAUCAUUGUUUGGUAUGAAUUCAAGAGAUUGGUGAUGUCUA